UAAAAAGUUUGAAUAAGAAUUCCAUUUUUUAUAUAGAAAAAAAAAUUGUUGAAAAUAUGCUAUUUUUUUCCGGUGUAAACCCAUGUAGCCCCUUAAUUCACUCGCUUAACCACUCUUCACGAAAUCAAUCUAUUUAUCACUUUAAUUAUAACUCUUUAAAAUUAUCUCUCUUCAGUACUGUAUUUCUUCUAACGUAUUUUUCCAAUCUGUUCACUGUUUUAAAAUUUGUUAAUCACCCCAUCUAUUGUUCUAUCUAGUGAAAAUUAAUUGAAGAGGACGUGCGUAGUGUGUGAAGCGCGGCAGAUUCAAAUGAAAGUCUACUUUUCCUACAUAUAUAUGUUUUAACAUAUUAUAAUGAUAAAUGAAUUAAGUUAACAAAGAUUAUCUUAAAUAAUUUACUCGAAUUAGCCGUACAAUUAGUGUUCCGUAAUAUUUCCUUCACUAUUUUUUAUAGGAGUACAAUGUUCAUAGGUAUAACCUGGUCUUUAUUAGAGUUAGAAGGUCUUUUAGAAGAUGAAAAUUCACAAGUAUAUUAUGAACGUCUGAAUAAACAUCUUGGAUUACAUCCAUUUCAUUUGAAUGAUCUUAGUACAGCAUUAGAUGAAAUAUUAAGUUCUGGUUUGAACACAUAUGAUACCGAGUUACAAGGUUUUCUUUUAGCUUAUAAAAAUCCCAAAUUACUUACUACUUAUGGAGAUAUAUUUUAUGAUUCAUAUUAUAUUCAUAUCAAUAUUGAAGCAGACUUUUAUGUAUUUAGACCGCAAAUUGGGAAUUUGUUAAAAGGUGUUGUUCAUAAAAAGGGAGUUAACUACAUCGGUGUGCUUWUGCACAAAACUUUUAACGUAUCUAUUCUCAGACCGGAGAAUGCUGAAAAAUGGCCAGGCGAUAUGGUAAAUAUAGGUCAAGAAGUUAGAUUUGCAGUUACGCACUUGGAUUAUAAUAGUAGAUUACCAUUUAUUCGAGGAGUAUUCAAUGAAACCGACUAUCUACAAGGUUGUAAAUUACCUUUACACAAAGCUUCUAAUGGAUCAUUUUAUGAAGCUAAUGAAAGCGAUGAUACAGAUAGUUCGAGUGUAGUAAAACGUCAAUCUAUGAAUAAGAAAAAGWGAAAGUCGAAAGAAAUAGAUAAACAAGUAUUUUCAGAAGAACAUGUUACAAAUAUGAAAAGAAGUUUUACUAGCGAAGAUACAAAAAAUGAAUAUAAURGUAAGCAUUCUAAGAAAAAGUUGAAAAAAUCUGAAGAAUCAACGAUUGAAACAGAAAAGGAGAAAAAACAUUUUGAUAUCUCUUACYACGAAGCUGAUUAUUUAAAUGAUGGUGAAACGUCCGUUAAGAAAAAGAAAAAACGUGAUAAAAGUUUGAAAAGAAAAUCUGGAGAAGUAUCUGAAAUAACRGAUUCAGAGUUUGAUUAUAGUAACGUUAAAGUUAAAUUAGAAAAGAAUAUUUCCAAUUCUGAAAGUGAAUCAAAUAUUCAUGUAAAAAAAUCUAAAAAGCAUUCUAAAAAGUCUAAACAUGCUAUUGAUGAAAGCGUAUAUUCCGAAGUACAUGAAUUAGAAAAUGAAAAUCAUUCUGAUAAUGAAUUUAGUACACCAAUUAAAUCAGAGAAAUUGUCCAAGUUAAAUAAUAUCAAAGAAGAAUCUACAAAUCAUAGACGGAAAUCAUCUAAUAAGCGAAUGAAAAGAUCUUCAACAGGUUCUGAAUCUGAAUUUGGUGAUAAUGUUACAAUUAAAAUUGAAAAAUCUAGCAAAUCAGAGAACACUCAAGAAAGCAGUAAAGAACAAAAAAUCAAGGUUAAAUCAGAAAAAUCUAUGUUUAAUAACGAAGACAGUGAAAUCGGUUCAAAGAAGAAACAUAAAAGAAAACGUGCUACAACACCAGAAGUAGAAGACUAUGAACUUGUCCCAAUAAAGAAAGAAAAAUUAGGUAAUUAUGAAGUAUCACCAAGUAAGAAAUCUCCGAAAAAAAGGAAUUUUGAUAAUGACGAUUAUAAUAGCUUCAAUGAGGAAUGUGAAAUAAAACAUGAGAAUAUUACUAAGAAAUCGCACAAAAAAUCUAAAGUAAAUGAUUCAUCCAUAGAAAUAGGAGAAACACAGAUAAAAACAGAAAAGCAUAGGAUAAAAAAUGAAUUUAUUAAACAAGAUGUUGAAUAUUUAUUUUCAAAUGAACCAAUCCAUAGUAAGUCUCACAAGAAACGUUCUAAGCAUGAAGUUAACAAUGAAGAUGUAAAACCUUUUAAAAACAGUGAAUUAGAUAAUUCUAUAUCAGAUGAAAGUAAUAUUUAUUCAUCUCCUAAAAAACGUUCGAAAAAAUUUAAAGAAACAAAUUUCGAAUUUUCACCUAGCAAUAUAAGAAUAAAAAUUGAAAGAUCGUCGUCCUUUGAAGAUUAA
Molecule: messenger RNA, 2387 nt
Organism: Polistes canadensis
Lineage: Eukaryota; Metazoa; Arthropoda; Insecta; Hymenoptera; Vespidae
Gene: Polr1F
Product: DNA-directed RNA polymerase I subunit RPA43
Exons: 5
Coding region: 462-2387 (641 amino acids)
Biological process (GO): DNA-templated transcription initiation
Cellular component (GO): RNA polymerase I complex
Source: RefSeq, a predicted model, not a curated record